CCAGCACUCCCACCUCGAGUUCCGAUUGGCUCCGCGUGAGGGGCGGGCCUUUGCGGCAUCUUAGGGGGGCGCCUUCUGCCACGUCACUGGCGGUACAGUUCCUGGAGCUGGGCAGUCUUCUCAGAGUGGAACCUGGUAAUGGCGACCUCUCGGCUAGUUCUUGUGUGUUGCGGGCUGGAAAGGGGUAGCUGAUAAACUCCCACCCAGCACAGUAUUUAUGUCGGUCAAAAAUAGAAAAGAAUGUCCGGGCGCGGCCGGGGUGGGAGGAUCCCUUCAGGCCGAGAGCAGCCUAGCAAUAUGGCGCAACCCCAUCUCUGUAGUCCAACCUCAGCCUCCCACCUACUUGAACACCAACGUUCAAAGCUCCAGUGAGCUAUGAUCCCACCACAGCACUCCUGCCUGCGAGACUGAGAUGAUGAUUAUUCUCCAUCUUCUAAGAGACCAAAGACCAACGAGCCACCAGUUCCAGAACCUGCCAAUGUUGGGCAACAGAAAGUGAGGGAGUUCAACUCUGGUUCAAGCAAUUCUCCUGCCUCAACCUCCCGAGUAGCUGGGACUAGAGACGUGAACUUGUGAGUUCGACACAUGAAGAUUUACAACUUGAUAAACCAGCUUCAGGAGUAAAGGAAGAAUAGUAUGCCAGAAUCACUAAAUUAAAAAAGGUGGUGGAUCAGCUUUUCUGCAAAAAAUUUUGUAACUCCAGUUGGACUCCAUUGUUUCCAAGUCGACUUUCGUCCUCAUCCACAGCUCCUCCACACAAGCCCUGAACACCUGUUCAUUUGAAGCUCUUGGACUCACUGAGGCAGUAAAAGUACCAUCUCCUGUGUUUGAAUCAAACCCCGAGUGCCUGUAUGUAGAAGGCUUGCAGACAGGACUUCCUUUCAAAACCCUCCUGGUUUGGAAUUCCAUGACUUGAAAGGAUCGUCCAUGGGGACCUGAACUAGUUAUUUCCUACUUGCCUCCUGGAAUGGCUAAUAAACACUAAAGCUUCGCAGUUUCUGAAAAGAUCAUGAAGCUUUGAGAGUAAUGAAAAGCUUCCUGACAUUGAGGUCACUGUGGAAGAACCACCUAAGCUGAAGAUGCCUUUGAGAACAAGGGCAAGCCUGUGAUUUCAUGGCCUUUCUUCCAUUUGUGGUUCUUGCCAAGUGGAAUUUAAGUGACCUCUUAUCAAGAUGGAUAAACCCAAGUUUCCCAGUGCCAGAAUACAGAAAAUGGAUGGACAACUGAAUCUACCGUGAAAGACUUCAGAGACCAGGAAGAGAGACUGACUGGGCAACAUCUUAUUCAGCUGGAUCUACCAUGAAAGACUUCAGAAUCCAGGAAGAGAGACUGACUGGGCAACAUGUUAUUCAGGGUCUUGCCAUUGUCCAGGCUGGAGUGUAGUGGCACCAUCACAGCUGACCGUUACCUCAACCUCGCAGGCUCAAGUGAUCCUCCCACCUCAGCCUCCCAAGUGGCUGAGACUAUAGAUGCUUGCUACUAUGCCCAACUAAUAUUUGGACUUUUCCUAUAUGUGGGUUCCAGAGGGCUGAAUGUGAAACCUGAGGCACAUGCCUUGGGAGCUAAGUGGUUACUGUACUUGACCGCUAUGAAGACUGUUGUGGGAACGGUCCUUUUGGAUGUACAUCAGCAGGGGUCCCCAACACCUGAGCCAUGGAGCUAUAAGGAGCCACACAGCAGGAGCUCAGAUGGGACCACCUUGUUGCAGGAAAACAACCUUAACAUGCCCACUAAUUCUACAUUAUGCUCCUGCCUCCUGGCAGCCUCUCCAGGUCCAGAACUUUGUCCAGUCGGCCUCUACAGGUCAAGCUCAUGGCUCACAAUGGCCUAUUUAGGCCCAUACCCUACCUCAUGGCAGCUUCCACAGGCCCAGCUCCAUCAUUACAAUGGCCUCUUUAGGCCCAGCUCCUGCCUCCCAGCCUUCUCUCCAGGCCCAGAACUUUCUCAAGUCAACCUCACCAGGCCCAGCUCCUGCCUCUCAUCAGCCUCCCAAGGGCCAGCUUUUGCCUCACAGCCACCUUCCAAGACUCAGCUCCUGUUUUACAGUGGCCUUUUGAGACCUACCUUCUGUCUCCUGGCGGCCUGUACAGGCCCAGCUCCUGCCUCUGGGCAGCCUAUACAGUCCCAAAAUGUUCACAAGUCAGCCCCUCAAGGCCCAGCUCCUGCCUUCCAUCAGCCUCUCCAGGCCCAGCUGCUGCCUCCAGGUGGCCUCUACAGGCCAAACACUUUCUCCUGGCUGUGUCUGGAGGCCCAACUCCUGCCUCACAACAACUUCUUUUGGCUCAGCUCCUGCCCAGCUCCUGGUGGCCUUUGUAGGCCCAAAACUGCCUCAAGUCAAGUUCUCCAGACCCACCUUCUGCCUCCCAACGGCCUGGACAGGCCCAGCUCCUGUGUGACAAUGGCCUCUCCAGGCCCAGAUCUUGCCUCCCAGCGGACUCUCUAGGCCCAGCUUUUGCCUCACAGAGGUCUUCCCCAAACAAGUUUCUACCUGCCUCCCGGCAGCCUCUACAGGCCCAGGUCCUGCCUCACACUAACCUCAUUAUGCCCAGCUCAUGUCUCAUGGCAGCAUCCUUAGGCCCAGCUCCUGCGCCCAACAGGUUGUCCAGGCCCAAAACUUCCUCAAGUCCCCUCUUCAGGCAUAGCUCCUGCCUAACACUGGCCUCCUUAGGCACAGCUCUUGCUUCUCAGUGGCCUCGCCAGGCCCAGCACCUGCAUCCCGGUGGCUUCUCCAGACCAAGAAUUUUCUCAAGUCUGCCAUUCCAGCCCAAACUGCUGCAUCCCAUUGGCCUCUACAGGUCCAACCUCUGCCUCACAGCAGACUCUCCAGGUCCAGCAUCUGCCUCACCACAGCCCCCAAGGCCAAGCUCCUGCCUUUCAGCAGCCUCUACAGGCCUAGCUCCUGCCUCCCAGUGGCCUCUCUGGGCCAAGCUCAUGCCUUACGGUGGCCAUUCCAGCCCAGCUUUUGCCUUUUGGCAGCCUCUCUAGGCCCAGAACUUCCACAAGUGAGCCUCUCCAGGCCCAGCUCUUCCUCCCGGCUGGAUCUCCAGGCCCACCUCCUGCCUCACAACUUCUUUCGGCUCAGCUCCUGCCCGGCUCCUGGAGGUCUUUGUAGGCCCAAAACUUCCUCACAUCAAGCUCACCCGCACAAACUUCUGCCUCCUGGUGGCCUGGAUAGGCCCAGCUCCUGCGUGACAAUGGCCUCUCCAGGCCCAGCUCUUGCUUCACGGAGGUCGUCCCCCGGCCAAGUUCCUGCCUGCAUCCCAGCAGCCUCAACAGGCCAAGCUCCUGCCUCACACUGGCAUCAUUAGGCCCAGUUCAUGCCUCACAGUGGCCUCUCCAGGCUGAUCUCUUGUCUCACACUGGCCUCUUUAAGCCCAGCUCAUGCCUCUUGGCAGCCUCUCCAGGCCCAGCUCCUGCCUCCUGUCAGCCUCUACAGGCCCAACAUCUGCCUCACAGCAGAUUCUCCAGGCCCAGCAUCUGCCUCACCGUGGCCCCCCCCAAGCCAAGCCCCUACCUUUCAGCAGCCUCUACACACGCAGCUCCAGCCACCCAAUGACUCUUCAGGCCAAGCUCAUACCUCACGAGAGUUUUUCCAGGCCCAACUUUUGUCUCAUGGCAACCUUCCCUGGCCAGGCUUCCACCUAUUUCCAGGCCCAGGUCCUGCCACACACUGGCCUCUCUACACCCAGCUCAUGCCUCACAGUGGCCUCUCCAGGCCCAGCCCCUGUCCCGGGACAUCAUCUACAGGUCCAAAACUUCCUCAAGUCAGCCUCUCCAGGCCCAGUUGCUGCCUCCCGGCAUCCUCUCCAGGCCUAGCUCUUCCUCCUGGCUGUGUCUACAAGCCCAACUCCUGCCUCACAACAACCUUUUAUGGCUCAGCUCCUGCCCAGCUCCUGCCAGCCUUUGUAGGCCCAAAACUUCCUCAAGUCAAGCUCUUUAGGCCCACCUUCUGCCUCGCGGUGGCCUGUACAGACCCAACUCUGGCUUGAGAACAGCCUCUGCAGGCCCCACUCUUGCCUCUUAGCACCCGCUCCAGGCCUAACUCUUGCCUCAUAGUGGCUUCCGUGGGCCAAAUUUCCGCCUGCCUCCCAGCAGCCUCAACAGGCCUAGCUCCUCCCUCACAGAGGCUUGUUUAUGCCCAAUGGAUGCCUCUGGCAACCUAUCCAGGCCCAGCUCCUGCCUCAUACUGGCCUCUCUAGGUCAAGGUCCUUUCUCAUACUGGCCUGUUUAGGCCCAGCUCAUUCCUCUCGUCAUCUCUCCAGGCCCAGCUUUUGCCUGUUGUUGGCCUCUACCUCACAGUGCACCUUCCAGGCCCACCUCUUGCCUCACCGUGGCCUCCUCCAGCCAGAUUCCUGCCUUUUCGCAGCCUCUACAGGCCUAACUGCUGCCUCCCAAUGGCCUUUGUCAGGCUACGCUUAUGCCUCACGGUGGCCUUUCCAGGCCUAGCUUUUGCUUUUUGGCAUCCACUCCAGGCCCAAAACUUCCCCCAGUCAGCCUCUCCAGGCCCGGCUCUUCCUCCCAGCAACCUCUGCAGGCCGAAAUCGUCCUCAAGUUGGCCUCUUCUGGCCCAGCUCCUGCCUCCUAGCGGCCUCUGAAGACCCAAAUCAUCCUCCAGUCAGUUUUUCCAGGCCCAGCUCCUGCCUUUUGGUGGCCUCUCCAGGUGCAAAACUUUCUCCUGUCAGGCUGUCCAGGCCCAGCUCAUGCCUCUUGGUGGCCUUCCCAGGCCACCAAGAGACUUUUGGUGGCCUCUUCAGGCCCAGAACUUGACCUCAAGUCAGCCUCUCCAGGCCCAGCUCCUGCCUUCUGAAGGCCUGUACAGGCCCAACCUCUGCCUCACAGUGGACUCUCCACGCCCAGCUCUUGCCUCACUGUAGCCUCCCUAGUCCAAAAACUCCUGCCUUUUGGCAGCUUCGACAAGUCCAGCUUCUGCCUUUCAAUGGCCUCUUUGGGCCCAGCUCAUUCCUUACAACGGCCUCUCCAGGCUCAGUUUUUCCCUUUUGGCGGCUUCUCCAGGCCCAGAACUUCCUCUUUAGGCCCAGUUGCUACCUCCUGCCAUCCUCUCCAGGCCCAGCUCUUCCUCACGGCUGUGUCUAUAGGCCCAACUCCUGCCUCACAACAACGUCUUUGGACUCAGCUACUGCCCAGCUCCUGGUGGCCUUUGUAGGCCCAAAACUUUCUCAAGUCAAGCUCUCCAGACCUAUUGUCAGCCUCGUGGCAGCCUGAACAGGCCCAGCUCCUGCCUGACAAUGGCCUCUCCACGCUUUACUCCUGCCUCACAGUGGGCUUUCCAGGCCUAGCUCUUGCCUCAUGCUGGCCUUCCCCGGCCAUGUUCCUAUCUGACUUCCGGCAGCCUCAACUGGCCCAGCUUCUGCCUUGCAUUGGCCUCUCUAGGCCCAGCUCUCUUCUCACGGUGGCCUCACCAGGCCCAUCUCCUGCCUCAAAUCUACCUCCCAAGACCCAGCUCCUGUCUCAUGGUAGUCUCUCUUACACCAGCUCCUGCUUCACAAUGGCCUUGUCUGGCCUAUCUUCUGCCUCACAGUGGCCACUCAAGGCCCAUCUUCUGCCUCAUGGUGGCCUCUUCUGGUUUUGCUCUUGCCUCACAGUUGCCUCUUCCAGAUCCAGCUUUAAGUCUUUGAUGGUCAACAGCAUCAAGGAGCUUAAAGCUUCCCUAGACUCUCAUUUGUUCACAGCAGAGUGCCUUAGCAAAAGCCGUCUCUUCUUUUAACCUUGAGAGUGGAUUUCUGACAAAUCAAUAGUAAAUUCUGCCUAUGUGGUUUCA
Molecule: messenger RNA, 5779 nt
Organism: Piliocolobus tephrosceles (Ugandan red Colobus)
Lineage: Eukaryota; Metazoa; Chordata; Mammalia; Primates; Cercopithecidae
Exons: 16
Coding region: 1343-2443 (366 amino acids)
Source: RefSeq, a predicted model, not a curated record